Molecule: messenger RNA, 2906 nt
Organism: Pomacea canaliculata
Lineage: Eukaryota; Metazoa; Mollusca; Gastropoda; Architaenioglossa; Ampullariidae
Product: homeobox protein ARX-like
Exons: 3
Coding region: 1-1236 (411 amino acids)
Biological process (GO): regulation of transcription by RNA polymerase II
Molecular function (GO): DNA-binding transcription factor activity, RNA polymerase II-specific; RNA polymerase II transcription regulatory region sequence-specific DNA binding
Source: RefSeq, a predicted model, not a curated record
AUGGAAGAACGUGAAACAUGCAGCAACAGCGACAAGCCUACCCGACUUUCUAAACCCAAGUCUGCGUACACCAUCGAGAGUCUUCUGGGUACCCGGUGUACAGAUGACGACGCCAGCGGGAGAGACUGCGGCGAAGGGAAACAGCAAGACAUUUCACGAGAAUUCGCAUGGUCUUCCCAGAAUUCUGCCGCAAAAGAAAAUAAUGCUUAUUGCGAUGUGCCCCGCUCUGCUCUUGUGUGCCCCGAGAUAGGCGGACAUCAUAGCUGCAACAACGGUGCCUGCCCUUCUCACAACCCCAACUCCAAAGACAAUCACGGAAGGAGCCAUCUACUGGAAAAGAACCGAGUUUUGAACUCACGACAUCCCAACUUUCUCCUAGUGGAUAAGCCUCAGAGCCCUGAAAAUCACGAAAACGGCACAAGGACGCAUGCGCAUAACAAACAGGUUAACAUCAGCAGUAACAACAGCCAUCAUACCACCACCACCACCACCGUCACCACAUCAACAACCAACAACAAUAGUGCCAAAAACAGCGGCGACGAUGUUUCGGAUGUUGGUGGAGAAGUCCAUGGGUCCGCGAAGAGGGAGUUUCUCGUCCAGGAUGAUGCUUCCACGGCUGAUCUUGAACUCCAGGAAAGCGCUAUGAGCCACGACCUCGAGCAUGACUUGGACGCUCCGAGCUCCGCCGAAGAUGACGUCAGCAAGCCUCGGAAGAUCCGACGGAGUCGAACGACCUUCACUACCUACCAGCUGCACCAGCUGGAGAGAGCCUUCGAGAAGACGCAGUACCCAGACGUGUUCACUCGAGAGGAGCUGGCCAUGAGACUGGAACUUAGUGAGGCGCGGGUGCAGGUGUGGUUCCAGAACAGACGAGCGAAGUGGAGAAAGCGCGAAAAGGCGAUGGGCAGGGAUAGUCCGACGGCCUACCUGGGUGGGGAAUCCCCUCCUGGAUUAGGGGACAUGUCACCUGUCGCGCGUCAGACCCUGUCGUUUUCAGCGCCAAUGGACACUUUCUGGACCACCAGGUUCCCGCACCUGACAGGUGUGCACCCUCUCAUCGCCCUAUCCGCGCAGAGCGCUGUUCAGGUGCAACCCAUGCCUCAUGCAGACUUCCUCGAGAUUUCCAUUUGGAGUUAUCCCUCCCUACCUUCUCGGGGGAGGAGGUUCCGCUGCCGCCGCCGCUGCUGCUGCCGCCGCCGCUGCUGCUGCAGCCGUCGCCGCAAAUACUGGGGGUAGUACAGGUGGGGUAGGCGUUCCCGGGAUGAAUUUCUUCAUGGCAGGGCCGCAUGGUCUUCACGGGACGCCUCCCUUCCAUCCCAUCAACCUGGCGAUGGCUCAGAGUAAUCGUUCUUUGAUGGAACAGCGCGAGAAUCAAGGCUGCCGGCCUUUGCUGAUGACAGAUUCAGCAGGGGAAGGCCUUCAGGCACGGUUGACCUCCAGCAUCGAAGCUCUUAGGAUGCGGGCCAAGGAGCACAGCACCGGCACAGCACCCGGAGGAUCCAUAGAAUCGCCUGCCCGGAAGUAUAGCGCCAUGUCGCCGGUCUUAGGGGACGCAGAAAGGGAGACAACUAACUGAGUGGCAACGAUCUCAACGGGCCAGUGACCCUCACUUUAAAUAGAAACAUGACCUUAACAUGUCGGGGGAUGGAAGAUGGUGUUUUAGGCCGAGCCAGUAACUAAGGGUAGAUCAAAGACAGCUAGCCACACGCACAGAAAGUUUUAAAUGUCGGGGAAGAUGGGGCAGAUAAACGCCGACUGAUUCACGAGGGGCAUGAGAGAUAUGAAGCAACCUGCUUAUUAGCUUCAGAGGACGAGCAAGCGAAGCCACAGUGUAGUCGCUAUAUUUAUAGACUACAGUGCAAGAUGUAUAUCUUACAUAUCCCCAAAACAAAAACGCAUCGUUCAUAUUGGUAGAAUCGAACAUCAGUGACUCACUCCCCAGAAAAUAAAGUAUGCAGGCUGACUAUUCUACUCGAGGGCGUCAGAGCUCAACAACUUUGAGUGACUUAAGUGAGUGUAUUAUCCCCCAUUGUGGAACUACAUCACAACUUCUGUAUCACUUGUCUCGAUCACUUUGUCAUCGCUUACAUACUGUAGAUCCGAGUAAACAACCCUAUUUUCUUUACACAGUUCCCCCCACUGUGACAAAAAACCUACACAGAGAGAUAACAUUCAUAGAAUGAAAAAAAAGGAGUCGAAACUUCGGACUGUGGGAAAAGACAUCUUUGAGAUUUUUUUUUUGGGGGGAAUGUUGACAAAGUUCUUCAUGUUAUUGAUGGACAGUAUCAAAAAAAUGGCCGUUAAAUUUUGAAAAAAAAUUUUUUUACAAAUAAAUGACAUAACUAUAUCUGUACUAGUCAGUACUGUCUUAGGACAGUAUAUUUUUUUAAUCAGGGCGUUAUCGCCUGAGGAAAGUAGGACUUCUGAUGAACUCUUUCCUAUUUCUUCCACACUAUGUAUAUGCUUCGCUUGUACAUAAAUGUCUGUUUUGAAUCGUGUCUAUGGGAAUGUUUGUUUUGUGGCUGUCCAAGUCAGGAAGUGACAUCUGUUGCAGCCUUGAACUUUUGUGCUGGCCUUGAUUGGUCCGAGUCGUGACCUCGCUACUCCUUGAUGCCCGCAUGGAAUGGACAUUUUUUUUUAUUAAGUGGCAGUAGUUGGACUUGUCUGGACAGUUUCUUGGAGAAAUGAUAUCCAAAAAGUAUUACUAUUUAUUGCACCAAAUUCUUCCAUUGACUUUAUGGAAUCUGCGCCAUGAUGAAUUCUACAUUGUAAAAUGUACAAUAUGAAACUUUGAAAUAUUGGAGUUUGUUUUAAUAAUGACAGAAAUGAAUCAUUUCUUUGAAUGAUAAAAAACGACUUGUGAUAUCUCAGAUAAUCACGAAUAAAUAUUUGAAUUGAGUUCUUUA